This is a messenger RNA of Zophobas morio, 1505 nucleotides long. RefSeq lists its product as uncharacterized. The record is from RefSeq and is a predicted model, not a curated record. Gene Ontology annotation, molecular function: endonuclease activity. Gene Ontology annotation, biological process: maturation of 5.8S rRNA; maturation of LSU-rRNA. NCBI's taxonomy places the organism in Eukaryota, Metazoa, Arthropoda, Insecta, Coleoptera, Tenebrionidae. Bases 111 to 1460 code for a protein of 449 amino acids. Gene Ontology annotation, cellular component: preribosome, large subunit precursor; Las1 complex. The transcript has 5 exons.
CUCACUAAAUCUAGGGACUUUGUUGCUAGCACGCUGUCAAAACUCAAAAUGUCAAUCUAUCAAAUUGUUUGAAUUUAAACAUUUUCGUACAAUUUUAGCCACUAGCAAAAAUGUCUCUUUCGCAGAAACACUCCGGAAAAGUCCUAGUCCCCUGGUUCAACAUCUCUGAAUGGAAGCUCGUCUACAACUUGAUUUACUCCGAGAACUCGCGCGACUGGCCCAAGGCGCUGCAAAUUCUGAAAAUCUGGAAGCACCGCACCCCUCUCCUGUCCGCAGGCGUCGAAGGGACCCUAAUCGUCCUCGAGGCGCUUCUGGUAAACACCAGCCAGUUGUCCGCCUACGAAAGCAGCCACAUUUUCUCGACGUCGCUGGUCCGAUUCUUGAACUUGUGUGCUGCUAAUAGCGAAAAGCAGGGCACGUUUUAUAAGACGGCUAUGCAGAAUGAGCUUCCGAAUUGGCUGGUGAGCAUCCGGCAUGAUAUUGCGCACAGUCAUAAAGUGCCGUCGUUGUCUAUGCUGGAGAUGAGUUUGAAGUUUUGUUUGGAGUGGUUGAAAGAGAAGUAUUGGGGUGUUCAGGGUGACAAUAUGGUGGAUUUUGUGGUGGAGGAAGGAGACAGUGUUGUAGUGGAAGAUUGUGUGUUUAUACAUAGUCAUUUGAAUGGGGGCGAAAUUAACGAGAAUAAUCGCCGGUUGAUGAAGAGGGUUAGUAAAUUUGUGGGGGAUAGGGGUGAAGUUAGUGACGUAAUAGAGAGGGUGGAUGAGGCACUACGAAAUGAGUUUAAAGUUAAUAGGGAGAAAAGUUCUGACAAAAUUUGCAAAUUGUUGAUAGACAGCUUGAGGAUAUUGAAUACUGAAUGUGAAGAGGAUGACUCAGGUUCUAAAAACAUUCCAACGCAGUUUGUAAAUAAGUGGACGAAUUUAUUAAACAUUGUUCUUGAAGGAGAAAUAUUACCUAAUUUUGUGACUAGUCUGUUUAAAUUUACAGUUGAUAGCACACAUAGUUUUAGUCAUAGAGAGGUCGCUAGUUUGUGGAUAAAAGAAAUUUUUAGUGGUCUUAAGACGCAGAAUUCACAGAGUGGUUUAUCAUUUAGGACACAAAGUGAUUGUAUGAAAAGUAGGACUUUUGUUACGGAAGUUUUAGAGCAUUUGUCUCCAUUUACUCUUAAUUUCCUGCAAGAGGUGCUGGAGUAUAAUGAAGCUCCCACUAGUUUUAUUGAAGAUUCAGUGUGUUUGGUUUCAGCCUUUAACACAUGUAGUAGAUCGAGUGGUGACAAAAUUUACACUAUUGAUGAUUUAGGUAUCAUUGAAGAGAAUUUAGGAGGUGAUACAAUGGAAAUUCAACCUAGCAUACAAACAAAGUCACGAUGGGUAUUAAUUGAAGAUACUUCGCCGUAUAUGAAUCUGCCUUUAGGAAUUUUACCUCAUCAGGACCCAAAUAUAAAUCCUCUACUUACCGUUUAACAUAAAAAACAUUUUUUUAAGUCAAAAAUAAACUUUGUUACACGA